AUGCAUACCUGGAUGAUGGAGGCUCUGCUGCUGAGCCUGCUUGGACUGCAAGAAGUGAUGGGAAAAGGACACUGGUGUGAACACACGGUGGAGCAGAAGGUAGAACGUGUGCUGAGCCCACGUCUGCAGGUGGAGGUGAGCUGCUCUGAGGUGUACCAGUACAACACCCAAGGCUGGAGACUGGACGUGGACUCUAUGCGGGACAAACAUGGCGGAGAUGACGGCAUCGCACUCUACUACAAACGUCUGGGUCCCACAGCAUCCUGCUUGCUGUAUAAACCUCCAGUGACGGAAAGUGGAAUGUUGAACAAGACAAUAAGAACUUGCUGUGAAGGCUGGACUGGACCACGCUGCUUGGAUGGUGUGGGAGUGCGUGGCCAGUGUUACUCUACUUGGAGCUGCGUGGAGUUCCCUGGCGUCCACAACUCCUCGCUGAUGGCGAUGGAGCAGUGUUGCAGCAGCCAAUGGGGACUCAGUUGGAGAAAUGCUUCUGACCAGACUUGCUUGUCCUGCACUUACACUCUCCUUCCAGACGCCCAGUUUUCCCCACUUGUGCGUGGUGGACUUCUAGGUAGCGUCAGAGCACCUCAAGGCUCAGCUACCUGCAUGUCCUGGGGUGGAUCCCACUAUCGCACUUUUGACAAGAAGCACUUCCACUUCCAGGGUACCUGCACCUACCUGCUGGCCUCAUCGACUGAUGGCACCUGGAUGGUCUACAUCAGUGCAGUCUGUGCGAGUCCAGGAGACUGCACUAAGGCUUUGAGAAUGAUGAUGGGCCUUGAUUUGGUUACAAUUCAGCAGAGGAAUUUAACCCUGAACAACCUUCAUGUCCCCAAUGGAGAACCCCUUUUUCAAAACGGAGUGAGCGUUCAUUGGCUGGGAGAUUUUGUCUUUGUGGAGAGUGGCCUAGGGGUGAGGGUGAAGUUCGAUAUGGUCAACACCAUCCAUUUGACCGUCACUGCUGAACACCUGGCAGCCACUAGGGGGCUGUGUGGAAGCUACAACAACAACCCAAACGAUGAUUUCACCACCAUACAUGGCACUGUAUCUCAGUACGCUGCUAGCUUCGGAAACUCAUGGAAAGUUCCUGACCAGCAGAAUGAAGGCUGUAGUGAUGCUGCUGAGUUGGGACACAGUUGUGACAUCUCGGGAGACAUGUCCCUACGCAGAGAAGCUCAGUCUAUGUGUCAUCAGCUACUAGAAAUACCCUUUACCCAAUGCCACACCCGUUUGCACCCAGCAGCGUACGUCGAUACAUGCUUGUACCUUUUCUGUAGCCUGCCACCUAAGGAGCGGAAGGCAGCAGUGUGUGACACGCUGGCCAGCUAUGCUCGGGAGUGUGCCCAGCAACAUGUUAUCCUGUUAUGGAGGAGAGACACGUUAUGCGCUCGUGUUUGUCCCAGAGGUCAGGUGUUUUCAGACUGUGUGUCCUCUUGUCCCCCCAACUGUGCAUCCCCCCAACUUCCCGGGCCAACAGCAGCCACGGUCCAGUGCCGUGAGGAGUGUGUUGGGGGUUGCGAGUGUCUUCCAGGUCUGUACCUCCACCAGGGACACUGUCUCAAAAGAGAAGACUGUCCUUGUUUCCAUCGCCGACGUUCAUAUCAGUCAGGAGACAAGAUCCAGCAGAGAUGUAACACCUGCGUCUGCAGUGCAGGUCAGUGGCAAUGUAGCGAGGAGAAAUGUGCAGCUCAGUGCAGCCUGAUGGGGGCGCUACAUGUCACCACCUUUGACAAAAAGAGAUACUCAAUCCAAGGAGGAGAUUGUCCCUUCACAACCGUGGAGGAUUAUGUUGACAGAAAGCUUGUGGUAAGCGUGCGCUGUGGCGAGUGCACAUCUGGAGGAGGAGGAAGAGCGACAGGCUGUCUGAGAGAAAUGUCAAUUACUGCCCUUCGCACCACAGUCACCAUCACAGACACUGGGGCCGUGACCCUAAAUGGGCACCGGGAGCCGUUGCCCGUGGUUACAGGGGACCUGGUAGUGCGGAGGGCGUCUUCUUCCUUUCUCCUAAUUCAAACCUUUGGAGCUCAGCUUCUCUGGCACUUGGAUGGACCUCUCAUCAUCAUCACCCUGCAGCCUCACUUCACCAACAAGGUGCGCGGUCUAUGUGGAACAAUGACCUGGAACCAGCACGAUGACUUCAUGACCCCAGAAGGAGAUGUGGAGAGCAGCGUCUCAUCUUUUAUUAGUAAAUUCACCACGGAACACUGCAGCCUAUCCCGAGCAGCACCUCAGGACGCCUGCACUGCUUAUACCCAGAGGAGGAACUAUGCUGACUCUGUGUGCUCCAUCAUUCACAGCUCAGUCUUCCAGGCAUGUCACGAUGUCGUGGACAGGGAGCCUUACUUGCGCCUAUGUCUGUCAGAGGUGUGCGGCUGUGUGACCCAGGAGUCCUGUCACUGCACCGUGCUCACUGCCUACGCCCGACACUGUGCCCAGGAGGGCAUCGCCGUCCAGUGGCGCAACCAAACCUUCUGCUUCGUCCAGUGUUCUGGCGGUCAGGUGCAUCAGGAGUGUGGUCGAGCAUGCGGUCGCACCUGUUCCGACCUGCAACAGGGCUGGGGCUGUGAUGAUGAUGAUGAUGACGAUGCUGCAGGUGGUCUGUGCAUCCCUGGUUGCCAAUGCUCUGCAGGACUUGUGCAGGACGACCAAGGCCAGUGUGUGCCCACAAGCAUGUGCCCCUGUGUGCAAGGAGACCAGACUUAUCUACCUGGAGAUGUUAUGGUGAACAACUGUAAAACCUGUGUGUGUGAAAAGGGGAUGAUGAACUGCACAACGGGCCACUGUGAAGAAGUCAACACGUGUCCUGGAUCUCUGAUCUACUCUCCACGUUCCUGCCUUCUCACUUGUUCCAGUCUGGACCCUCCCAGUCAGCAGCAAGUCUCGGGCCUCCUGAGCUGCAGAGAGCCGCUGUCUGGCUGUGUGUGCCCUCAAGGAAGUGUGCUCCUGGGUGGUCAGUGUGUCCUCCCAGCAGAGUGUCCAUGUCGCCAUAAUGGCCGCCUCUACUACACCAACGAUACCAUCAUUAAAGAUUGCAACACCUGUGUGUGUAAGGAGCGCCAUUGGCACUGCGGCCAGUCAGCCUGCGCUGGCAUGUGCGUGGCGACAGGAGACCCUCAUUAUGUGACCUUUGAUGGCCGCUACUUCUCUUUCUUGGGCGACUGCCAGUACGUGCUGGCGCGGGAAACCGGUGGUUUGUUCAGCGUCACAGCAGAGAAUGUGCCCUGUGGGAGCACCGGGGUCACGUGUACAAAGUCUGUUACCCUCAGCCUGGGGAACACCAUCAUACACCUGCUGAGAGGUAAAGCAGUGACAGUUAACGGAAUGCCAGUUAUUCUACCAAAGACCUACAGUGGGAGUGGUCUGACUUUGGAAAUGAUGGGCAUGUUCGUAUCACUCUCUUCCAGACUUGGCGUCACUCUGCUGUGGGAUGGAGGUAUGCGCCUUUAUAUACGUCUGGCAGCACACUUGCGGGGGAAAGUCGGAGGCCUGUGCGGUAACUUUGAUGGAGACACAGAGAACGACUUCACCACACGACAGGGGAUUGUGGAAUCCACGGCUGAGCUUUUCGGGAAUUCUUGGAAGGUCAGCCCCUCCUGCCCUGAUGUAGCAGACCAAGAGCUGCGAGACCCCUGCACAAUAAAUGCCUACAGAACACCCUGGGCCAGGAAAAAGUGUGGCAUCUUGACACAGGAGCUCUUCUCUCCUUGCCACCCUGAGGUGCCCUUCCAGCAGUAUUAUGACUGGUGUGUCUUUGAUGCUUGUGGCUGUGACUCUGGAGGCGACUGUGAGUGUCUGUGCACGGCCAUCGCCACCUACGCUGAGGAGUGUAACCGCAGAGGAGUCUACAUCCGCUGGAGGUCCCAGGAGCUCUGUCCCCUGCAGUGUGAAAAUGGACUAGAGUACGAUGCGUGCGGUCCAGCUUGCUCACAUUCCUGUCCGAGUGUACAGCCGAGUCCACACUCUCAGUGUGACGUCUUCUCCUGUGUGGAGGGAUGUUUUUGCCCUGCUGGUACUGUCCGACAUGGUGACAGCUGUAUUGUUCCUAAUCAGUGUCCAUGUGAAUGGGAGGACUCCAUGUUUCCACCUGGAACUACAAUCACUCAACACUGCCAGAACUGUUCUUGUGAGGAUGGUGAGUGGCAGUGUGAUGGCGUGGCUUGCCCUCCUCCUGCACCAUCGUGUUUGGAAUCAGAGUUUUCCUGUGCAAGUGGACGCUGUAUCCCCUCUCAGUGGGUGUGUGACAAUGAAGAUGACUGCAGCGAUGGCUCUGAUGAAAUUUGUCCAUUCACGUGCUCUCCAGAACAAUUCCGCUGUGCCAGUACACCCGGUGGACCAUGUCUGAACUUGGCUUUGCGUUGCGACGGCCACCCUGACUGUACUGACCAAUCAGAUGAAGACUUCUGUGGACCCCCCACUCGUUCCCCUUUGCCCAGUGGGGAAUUUCAAUGUGAGAACGGAAAAUGUCUGUCAUCCAGUCGCGUGUGUGAUGGACGUCUGGACUGUGGCUUCGCUGACGGUUCUGAUGAACGAGACUGUGGAGUGGUUUGUGAUAAAGGGGAGUUCUUGUGUGCUGGAGGACGCUGUAUUCUCUACCUCCAUCGAUGUGAUGGCCACGAUGACUGCGGAGACCUCAGCGAUGAAAGGGGGUGUGUGUGCGCACAGACUGAAUUUCAGUGCCCGGGUGACCAGUGUGUCUCUGCAGAGAAAGUGUGUGACGGACAUCCAGACUGUCCAUCUGGAACAGACGAAGCGGUCUGCCCAAGAAAAGCUUGUUGGUCCUAUGAGUUUGAAUGCGCCACAGGAGGACAGUGUGUGCCUCAGGCUUGGCACUGUGACGGUGAAACGGACUGUUUGGAUGGUAGUGAUGAGCAGCCGUGCCCAUCAAUGUGUGGUCCUGGUCAGGUGUCCUGCCUGAGUGGGGACCAGUGUGUGCGUUACCAGCAGCUUUGUGACGGCCACAAAGACUGCAGAGAUGCCUCGGAUGAAAGUGUCGACAAUUGCGGCUCUGCUCGGAUACCUCCGUGCCCAGACAGCUUCUCGUGUGAUAAUCGAACCUGUGUUAACAUGACUAAAGUGUGCAACGGAUUUCCAGACUGUCCCAGGGGCGACGACGAGUUGGUUUGUGGAAAAAAUGUGUCACCAGCACCUCCUGGUGGUAAGAAUACUACGGUUGCCUGUCCAGAAUUCACCUGUCUUGAUGGCUCCUGUAUCCAGUUCAACAUGGUGUGUAAUGGUGUUGGAGACUGCCCGGACUCAUCAUUGGCACCAUUUGGAGGCCCUACAGAUGAGCAGGGAUGUAGAAACUGGAGCUCCUGGGGUCCAUGGAGCCCCUGCAGCACCUCCUGUGGUACAGGCUCCAUGAGCAGGCACAGAUCGUGUCCUUCAGGAGAUCUUUUGCACCACUGUCGGGGUCAGGAUGUCCAGAGGCAGCAGUGCUUCAACACCACCUGCCCUGUUGAUGGUCAGUGGCUGCCAUGGGUGACUUGGUCAAACUGUUCCAGUGGUUGUGGAGGAAUCCAGGUCCGACACAGAGGCUGUAUCCCCCCUCGAAAUGGAGGCCGAGACUGCUCCCGGCUCCCAGGAUCAUCCAAUCUCAACAUGGAAAUCAAGCCUUGUCCUGAGGACGGAUGUUCCAACACUAGCUGUCCAGCAGGCCUGGUGAGGCACGAGUGUGCUCCCUGCCCACUGUCCUGUGCACACAUCAGCAGCGGGACCACCUGUGAUUCCAAAGCACCGUGCUUCUCAGCUUGCUGGUGCCCAGAAGGCCAGGUAAUGAGCCACACACAAAAGUGUGUGAUACCAGAGGAGUGUGUGUGUGAAGUGGCAGGUGUGCGCUACAGACCAGGCCAGCAGUUGAAGGUGGACUGUGAGAUUUGUGUUUGUGAAAAAGGAAGACCUCAAAAAUGCAAGCCCAACCCAGACUGCUCUGUGCACUGUGGAUGGUCUUCAUGGUCUGAGUGGGGGGAAUGUUUGGGACCCUGUGGGGUUCAAAGUGUCCAGUGGUCGUUCCGGAGUCCAAACAACCCCACCAACAAUGGAGAUGGGAAAACAUGUAGAGGAAUCUACCGGAAAGCACGUCGAUGUCAGACUGAGCCCUGUGAUGAGUGCGAGUACCAAGGUCAGUCCCAUGCUGUAGGAGACAGGUGGAGGUCCGACUACUGCCACCUGUGUCAUUGCCUGCCCAACCUCACAGUCCAGUGCUCCCCUUACUGCCCAUAUGCUGACACCGGAUGCCCACAGCCAGGAGAAGGCGUCACCCCUCUCAUUCCCACCUACCCACUACCUCCUGGUGAUGAGUGCUGGUCUCCUUUGGGUGUUCAGUUUCUGCCGCCCUCCAGCUUCCAGGCUUCCUCUCAGCAACCUGGUCACCCCCCUGAGGCAGCUCGCCUCCACGGCUGGGACCCUCACAGUGACCUCCAGGGCUGGAGUCCAGAACCAGAAGAGUACAAAGAUCUACCUCAGAGGAGCCCUGAGGGUCACAGUGGCAGCCUGCAAAGUCCUUAUAUCCACAUUGACCUGCUGAAACAAUACAACAUCACCGGUGUCCUCACGCAGGGCGGUGGAGUGUUUGGAACAUACGUGUCUAGUUUCUACCUCCAGUUCAGCCAAGACGGAAGACAGUGGUACACUUACAAAGAGCUUGUCACGGACGCACGGCCCAGAGCUAAGGUCUUUCAUGGUAACUACAACGACGGAGGCGUUGCUGAGAUCAGACUGGACCGGAUGGUGUCGGCUCAGUUUGUCCGCCUGCUGCCACAGGACUUCAAUAAUGGAAUUUAUCUUCGUCUUGAGAUUAUGGGAUGUGAAGAUGGCCACUACUGGGCAACCUUACCUUCACCAAGUGUCUUGCCAGCAGGUGACUGCGGAGAAAAAGAGCUCCAGUGUAAAAAUGGUGGCUGUGUGCCAGCAGGCCCUUCAGGAGUCAUCUGUGACGGCGUCGAUGAUUGUGGCGACGGAUCAGAUGAGAUGUACUGCGGCACACAACCUUACCCAACUCCCAGCAGUCCUUACAGAUGCCCCAGCAGUCAGUACACAUGCCUCCCACCAGGGGGCUGCAUUGACCCUGGAAAACUUUGUGAUGGCACUCCCCACUGUCCCCAAGGAGAUGACGAAACUGGCUGUCACUUGCAUGAAAACAUCACCACCCAGUCUGACAGACCACACACACCCACUCCAGCCCCCAUUAGGACUCCUUCCAGGCCUACUGUCACACCUUCUUCAUUAACACCUACAGAUGGUGGGCCAGGAUAUCGUGGAAUCUGCUCAUCUGCUCUCGGACUGGAGGAUGGAAGCAUUCGUUAUGGCCAGCUAAGCUCAUCCUCACAUCGUGCGAACAAUCCUGCUGACGCGGGUCGCUUGAAUAUCAUUCCCAAUAUUCAGCUUAUGGAGCCUGGAUGGAGCCCCUUACCAACAGACCCCCAACCGUACUUUCAGGUUGAUUUCCUGGAGCCCACGUGGGUGUCAGGGGUCGUGACCCAAGGUAGCGAGCGCAUGUGGGGUUACCUCACCAAGUACAGACUCGCCUUUGCCUUGCACAGCAGCCUCUUUAGCAACUACACUCAGGACGGCAAACCUACUAGUCCUGCUAAGGUGUUUGAGGUGCGCAUGGUUGGUAGGAAACCUGUGACUCGUUGGCUCAGCAGGCUGGUCAGGGCCCGCUACCUACGAAUCAUACCUGUGGAGUUCAGACACACCUUUUAUCUGCGUGCUGAGAUCCUCGGAUGCAGAGGAGAUGAGCUGGUGACCCCCAGCAGCUUUACGCUGACACGGCAACACUGUAAGGCCGGGCAGUUUGCCUGCCAGCACAGUGAACAAUGUGUUCCUAUUUCUGUACUGUGUGACGGACGACUGGAUUGCAAAGAUCACUCCGAUGAGAUGAAUUGUGGAUCUCCAGGUUUACAGAAUCAAACCAGUUUCCCAGGGAGACCAGGUUUCCACAGUGACAGUCCAACAGGUGCUCCAGGUGUCUACACCACCAAGUCACUAGGUGGUUUGCCAGGUGUGGCUACAUCUGGGGUCACACGGCAGCCGGGACUAUGGAAAACCAGCUCUUCAAACACCGGAUGGACGACUGGCCAGCCUGCACUGCACGUCACGCCGACCUUCCAGCCUGGAGGUCCUGGCUUACAAACAUCAAGGGCCCAGUGGAUCAUCACAAGCGCUCAGGAUGGAGGCUCGCCCAGAGUGUUUUGUGUAGCAGGACAAUUUGCAUGCCGCUCAUUUGGCUGUGUGGACUCGGCUCAGGUGUGCGACGGCAGGCAGGACUGCUUGGACGGGUCCGAUGAAGAGCGCUGUGGUUCCUCAGUCAGCCCGGCGACUACACAGCGCCCCCUAGUGCCGAGCCCCUGCUCUCCCAAGCAGUUCCUUUGUAGUAGUGGCGAGUGUGUACACCUGGACCGCAGAUGUGACCUGCAGAGGGACUGUUCAGAUGGUUCUGAUGAGAAAGACUGUGUUGACUGCAUCAUGUCUUCAUGGACAUCAUGGAGUAUGUGCAGUGUUUCCUGUGGCUUGGGCUCGUUAUUUCGACAAAGAGACAUUAUUCGGGAAGCCCUACCAGGAGGAUCCUGUGGCGGUGCCCAGUUUGACAGCCGCCCCUGCUUCCCAAGACCAUGUUCAGUUGAUGGUCAUUGGUCAGGGUGGACUGAGUGGUCAGAAUGUGAUGCCCAAUGUGGUGGCGGUGUCAGGGAGAGGAGCAGAACCUGUUCCUCACCUCCUCCCAAAAAUGAUGGUAGAGAUUGUGAAGGCAUGACCCAGCAGAGUCAGAGCUGCAACAGCCAGCCAUGCACCAAAGACACGGGAACACAAACAGGUUGUGUCAGUGGCAUGGUGCUUGUGUCUGAGGAAGACUGCCAGGCCGGGAGAGUCCAGUCUUGUCCUCCGACAUGCUCACAGCUCAGUUUCACCAACAACUGUACUGAAGAAUGUACAACAGGGUGCCGCUGUCCGGAUGGCAUGUACUUACAGGGAGGACAGUGUGUGAAGGCCAGCCAAUGUGUCUGUCAAUGGAAUGGCCAAAUAUUGCAGCCAGGACAGACCAUCAGCAUGGACAAUUGUACAAAAUGUGUAUGCAAGGAUGGACACGUCACCUGCGACUCUUCCGACUGCAUGCUGAGCUGUCAGUGGUCAGGCUGGUCGUCAUGGUCACCAUGUGACGUCACCUGCGGGCUUGGGCUCCAACAGCGAUACAGGUCUCCAAUAAACCAGACAGGAGCCAUCAGAGGAGUCCUGUGCCCAGGAGACUUAUCAGAAGUCCGCCGCUGCUCCAUCCCUUGCACAGACCAACCGGAUGGGGUUUGGAGUAAAUGGACCAGCUGGUCAGAGUGCAGUAAGACGUGUUUCCAUCAUGUUGACGAUGUGGGAAUCCGACAACGAUUCCGCAGCUGCAACCACAAUCAUACUCACACGCCUUCCUGUGAUGGAGACAACAUAGAGCAGGAGCCUUGCAACACGGUGCACUGUGCAGUGGACGGCAGCUGGUCUGCAUGGUCCAUGUGGUCUCUCUGUUCCUCUGAUUGUGACUCUGGUGUUCAAACUCGAGAGCGAUUCUGCACUUCACCUCCACCACAACAUGGAGGCAGCAGUUGUCCUGGUCCACACGUUCAGACGAGAGACUGCAAUGCUCACCCCUGUAGAGGUGUGUGCCCAGAAGGCAUGACUUACUUGACAGCAGCACAGUGUGAGCAGCAAGGAGGUGCAUGUCCUCGUGUGUGUUUGGACAUGACCUCCACGGAGGUGCAGUGUGCCACCGCCUGUUACGACGGCUGCUACUGUGAGCUGGGCUUCUACUUGCUCAAUGGCAGCUGUGUCACUUUGUCCCAGUGUCCUUGUUACCACCAGGGGGGCCUCUACCCAGCUGGGGUCACUCUGUCUGUAGAUGCAUGCAACAACUGCACAUGCAUCGAUGGAAAAAUGGAAUGUGGAAAAAAGCCUUGUCCUGUGGACUGCGGCUGGAGCAGCUGGACCCAGUGGAGCGCCUGUAGUCGAACAUGUGAUGUUGGUGUGAGGAGGCGGUACCGUUCGGGAACCAAUCCCCCACCAGAGUCUGGAGGUCGUCCCUGCGAAGGCGUCAGGGUUGGCAUGGACACUUGCAGCGUUGAACCUUGUUUUGGUGUCAAAGAACCAUGGAGUUUGUGGUCCGAGUGCUCAGUGACGUGUGGAGGAGGUUACAGGACCAGAACCAGGGGACCCAUCAGAGUUCAUGGCACUUCACAACAGUUCAAUGCCUGUAACCUGCAGCCAUGCGAUGCUGGCAGAGUGUGUCCGGCAGGUCAGCAGUGGGAGCAAUGUAUGAGGGGAGCAGUGUCGUGUUCAGAUGUCACAAUGGGCCUCAGUCGGAACUGUACGCCAGGCUGCCAGUGUCCACCUGGGACUUUCCAACAGGAUGGAACGUGCGUCCAUGAAUCUGAGUGUCGCUGUGAUGUUGAUGGAGAGAAAUAUAAACCAGGAGAAAUUGUUCCCUCAGACUGCAAAAACUGUACAUGUGAAGCGGGGAGACUAGUACACUGCUCUCAAGCCAUCUGUAAUGUUGAUGGGCAGUGGUCCUUGUGGACUCCGUGGGGUCACUGUUCCGUGUCAUGUGGAGCAGGUCUGCAGUCCAAAUAUCGCUUCUGUUCCAGCCCUCAGCGCUCUGGCAGCGGCUUGUCAUGUCUGGGACCUAAUCGUGAGGACAGAGUCUGUGUCAACACUUUGUGCGACCGUGAUGGUAGUUGGGGUCCAUGGAGUGACUGGACAGAGUGUACCAAGUCUUGUGGUGGAGGUGUUCAUAGCCGCAGGAGAGAAUGUGACAGUCCAAGUCCAGAAGCAGAUGGAAACUACUGUGAAGGUCUUGGAACAGAUAUCAAAGCCUGUAACACCAACCACUGCCCAGUGGCGCCGUGCUCCAAGGUGCCUGGUACAGUGUUUAGUAGCUGUGGUCCUUCUUGUCCACGCUCUUGUGAUGACCUGGCAGUACUUUGUUUAGAGAGAGACAAAUGUCCCUGCCUCGAUCUUACAACUGGACGUCGGUUGGAGCCUGGAGACGUCACUUUGGCCGCGGAUGGCUGUAAUAACUGCACCUGUGAGGGGGGGAAGCUGAACUGCACCCAAAAACCUUGUCCAGUACCAGGUGACUGGUGUGAGUGGUCUGAUUGGACUCCAUGUUCCAAGACCUGCGGGGCAGAAUCGGUGUCUCGUUACAGAAGUUGUUCCUGUCCUGAACCUAAAGCUGGCGGUGUGCCUUGCUCUGGAGACCAGGAAGUACACAAUGGAGUUGGUGUUCAAAUCCAGACACAACCUUGUCCUGUCGUCACCUUUUGUCCAGUCCACGGUUCUUGGAGUCCCUGGUCAACAUGGUCAGCAUGUGAUGGAUGUGCCGGGUCGUCCACUCGCACAAGGGACUGUGACAGACCUCCUGCCCGCUUUGGCGGGCUGCCUUGUAUUGGAGAGAGGAUGCAGAGCCGUGGUUGCCAUGACAACGACACCGUGUGCUCAGACUGUGAGGGAGGCCAGAUAGACUGGCCCUGUGGCAAACCUUGUCCUCGCUCCUGUUCUGAUCUCCAUGGCGACACCGAAUGCCAGGACUUUGCAGGGUGCAGCAGGACUUGUGGUUGCCCGGGCGACAUGGUCCUGCAGGAUGGGGUGUGUGUAUCCAGGGAGGAGUGUCGCUGCAAAUACGACAACAGCUCCUCUGCUGAUUUCAGAAAUGCGUCAUGGCCAAACCAAGCUGAUUGGCAGUUUGCAAGUCAUGGAGAAGAAAUCAUCAUGGACUGCAAAAACUGUUCCUGCCAAGCUGGAGUGUUGCUCUGCGAUCCACUUCCUGGCUGCUACGUAGACGGUGGCUGGAGUCAGUGGGGGGUGUGGUCACCUUGCUCACUUACCUUCAGUUGUGGUGGAGGCCAACAGUCCAGGUAUCGGACGUGCAGCUCAUCAUCCUGCAGUGGAAUCAGUCGCCAGAGCAAGACUUGCAACACUGAAGUUUGUCUUGAGGUGGGAUGUCCCCCGGGCAGACUUUAUAGAGAGUGUGAGCGAGGGGAGGGAUGUCCCUUCAGCUGUGCCCAGAUAAGCGGCAGGGAGGGCUGCUAUUCUGAUGGCUGCGAGGAAGGCUGCCACUGCCCCUUAAACACUUUCCAACAUGACGGACUCUGCCUGAAUGAAUGUCCCUGCCUGGUCGAUAAGGAACUUCUGUCCUCCCUUGCAAGUGUUUCCAUCAUGCCAGACUCAACUCCACUUCUCCAGAAUAUCUCUGAGGGUGUAGAGCUGCAGCCUGGAGACACGGUGGUCCACGACUGCAGCUCAUGUGUCUGUGAGCACGGCAGGUGGAACUGUUCCUUAGAGUACUGUCCAGUAGACGGCGGUCUGUCAUCCUGGGGGCCCUGGAGCCCCUGCUCGCUGUCUUGUGGAGGCCUUGGGCUGAAGAGCCGCUCUCGAGGCUGCACCCAGCCUGCUCCCGCUCAUGGAGGGAAAAACUGCCGUGGACCAUACCUUGAAAGCACGUACUGUCAGGCUCCUGACUGCCCAGUUGGUCCAACGGAAGAACCAACACUACCAGAUGAAGAUGCUGGUUUCACUGGCUGGUCAACAUGGAGUCCGUGCACUAAAACGUGCAGCGACGCUCGCUCACCGGCCAUGAAGUCACGUCAUCGUCAAUGCAUCAGACCCCCGUGCUUUGGGGACAUUCACCAAGACAAAGCCUGCAACCUUCCUCAGUGUCCAGACCCAGGAGUCUGCGUAGGUGAGGAUUGUGAAAAAAGGGACUGUGCCUGGAAAGAGUGGGGGCAGUGGGGAUCCUGUUCACGUUCCUGCGGAGUCGGCCAGCAGCAUAGGAUCAGAACCUUCAUCAGUCCUGGCACCAACGGCUCGUGGUGUGACGACAUCUUAGGAGGAAACUUGGAACAGCGCUUCUGUAACAUCAAACCCUGCAGAGUGGAUGGAGGAUGGUCCAGAUGGAGUCCGUGGUCACUCUGUGAUAAACUUUGUGGCGGAGGUCGUUCUAUUCGCACACGUUCUUGUUCCAGUCCUCCUCACAAGAACGGAGGAAAGAACUGUAAAGGAGAGAAGAAUCAAGUCAAACCCUGCAACACUAAACCUUGUGAUGAACAAGGAUGCCCACCAGGACAGGAAGUAGUUUCCUGUGCCAACGAGUGUCCACAGCGCUGCUCUGACCUGCAGCAGGGCAUCGAGUGCCAGACCAACACUGAAUGUCAGCCUGGUUGCCGUUGCCCCAAAGGUCAGCUGCAGCAGGACGGCGUGUGUGUGCACCUCUGGCAGUGCGACUGUGUGGACUCGCAGGGUCAGAUGUGGGCCGCUGGCAGUUGGCACCAAGUAGAUUGCAACAACUGCAGCUGCUCCAGUGGACAGUUCACCUGCACCAAUCACACCUGUCAACCUGCAUGCACGUGGAGCUCCUGGUCCAGUUGGGCAUCAUGCAGCGUUUCCUGUGGGCAGGGCCGGAGAACCCGAUAUAGGUACAACUGCCAGUUUGAGGAAGUCCAGCAUAAAUAUUGUGAUCCAGGACCCUGCCCUCCUCUUUGUCUCCAUGACGACCAGGAGCUCCACGUCGGAGACACCUGGCUGCAGGGAGAAUGUCAACAAUGCACUUGUACUCCAGAGGGAGAUUAUUGCCAAGAUAUCGAUUGCAGAGUGGACGGCGCUUGGACUCCAUGGUCUGUGUGGUCUGACUGCUCAGUGACUUGUGGACCAGGAACCCAAGUUCAAACACGCGCUUGCAUCAACCCUCCACCUCGUAACAACGGCUCUCAGUGUGACGGCUCAGAGAAGCAGACACAGAAUUGCCAUGCUCCUCCUUGUCUGGAUGACCUCUGCCCCUGGUCGCCAUGGUCGCCAUGUUCCCGGACGUGUGGCGCGGGGUCUGUGGUGCGGCGUCGAGUGUGUCUGUGCGGGAAGGGAGGAAGUGCAGCCUGUCCUGCUGAAAUUGAGGCUCAGAUGAACCAGGAAGAGAACCAGCUCUGUUUUAAACAGCCUUGUUCAGAAUGUCCCAUGUCAGGAUGGAGUGUUUGGUCUCCGUGCUCAUGCGAGUCUCAAAGGCAGCAGCGAUACCGUGUGGCUGUCACCCCAGCCACCAGGGGGCAGCAGUGCUCUGCUGUAGAAACAGAGAGCAGGCCGUGCAGCCUCAGUCACUGUGAUGAAGAAUGUGAAGCCCCGUUUGAGUUCUCCUCAUGUGGCUCUCCUUGUGACAAGCUUUGUGAACUUCAUGGACGUGCAGAUCUCUGCUCGGGUGUCAGGGAGUGUACACCCGGCUGCUACUGCCCUACGGGUUUGCUGCAGCAGAAUGGUAGUUGUGUACCUUCAGAGCAGUGUGGUUGCAUCUACUUGCAGCACCAAGCUGCAGGACAACCACUCACACCUGUCACUGUUCCUCAGGGGUCCACCAUCACCCUCGGAUGUAGUACCUGCCUUUGCUAUGAUGGGACUUUAGAGUGUGACAUGAGGGAGUGUGAAGUUGUCCUCAGUGAGUGGUCAGAGUGGACCCCCUGCUCGCCCUGCAUGCCCUCCUCCUCCCUGCCCCCGACCAGCUCCCUCCUUGAAUGGGCCGUCAAUGGCAGUAAAAUGAUCUCAGUCCAGAGGCGCUUCCGGGCCUGUUUGGACUUCGAUUCUGGUUUUCCAGUAUCUGAAGAGCAAGCCAAAAGCCGAUGUCCAGAACCACAGGAAGAGGACAGGCUGUGCGACGAUGCUCGCAUUUGCCAGGAUGUGUGUCAGUGGAGUGCAUGGAGUACAUGGACAGUGUGUGCCGAGCCAUGCAGUGGGGGAGUCAGGCAGCGCUACAGGCGGCCUCUGGCCUCACCUCCAGGACCGCGAUGUGGCAGCCAGCAGACACAAAGCCAGAGCUGCAACACAGGACUUUGUCCAGGUGAACGCUGUGAAGACCGGGGUCGGACCUACCAGGAGACAUGUGCCAAUCAGUGUCCUCGAAGCUGCACAGACUUAUGGGAGCAUGUCCAGUGUCUGCAGGGAGCUUGUUAUCCUGGUUGUCGCUGUCCAGAGGGACAGUUAUUGCAGGACAGUCGUUGCGUUCCUGUGACAGAAUGUCGUUGUGGUGUUCCGUCAGGAAAUGGAACAUUGCAAUACAUCUCAAAUGAAGAGCUUGUUGUAGACUGCAACACCUGUGUGUGUCAGAAUGCUACUUUGGUUUGCACCAAUCUUACCUGUCCUGUCUAUGAGCCUUGGAGUGAAUGGACCAUCUGUUCGGUCACUUGUGGGCGUGGCCAGCGCACAAGAACACGCCUUUGCCAAGACACAGAGGGCGGCCCUUCUUGUUCUGACACCAUGCGGACAGGAAGUUGUGACCUGGGCGCCUGUCCAGCGGGAUGUUUGUUAAGCCAAUGGUCAUCUUGGAGUGAGUGCAGUGUCUCGUGUGGCGGUGGCUUGUCCAUGCGCAACAAGACCAUCCUUCAGGACUCUGAGCCUGGCGGACCUGUCUGUGCUAGACCUCUUGAACAACAUACUGUUUGUAACAGCAACAACUGCACAGCCGUGUGUCCCAAAGGUCAGGUGUUCAGUGAGUGUUCCACUUCCUGUCCAUACACGUGUGAGGACAUGUGGCCUCACACCCAGUGUCUACCAGGACCAUGCAGUCCAGGAUGCGCCUGCCCCCCUGGACAGCUGUUUCAUGCGGGAGUGUGUGUGUCACUCACAGACUGUCCCUGCUCACUGCUGUCUCUGCCGACUGUCUACCAAAACUUGAAUAUAAGCAUGGAAGAGAAGACAGAAGUCUUGGUGCCACCUGGAACAUCCUUCCAGCACGUCUGUAACACCUGUGUGUGUCAAGGAGGAGCGUUUAACUGCACCUCAGAGCUCUGUGAUGCGUGUCCUGACGGCGAGCGAUGGAAGAGGAGCUUGUCGGAAAAUUGGCCGUUGUGCGAGCGAAGCUGUGAGGACGUGUACUCUCCAACUCCUGUCAACUGCAGCAACUCCUGGGAGGGCUGUGUGUGUCAGGAGGGGCUUUAUCGUAACAAGGAGGGGCUUUGUGUCAUCCCUGCUUUCUGCCCCUGCCAUGACCAGGGCAUCGUGCGGGAGGCAGGAUCAGAGUGGGAAGAUGGCUGCCUGUCAUGUCGUUGUGUGAACGGGAACAAACUUUGUCAGCCAAGGUGUCCUGAAGUUCACUGUGACGAGGGAGAAAUCAAAGUUGAGGAACCAGGAAGCUGCUGCCCCGUCUGCAGGAAACAUUUUCCAGGUGAACCUGUGCCCGAGUGUCGUCGUUACGUACAAGUCAAGAACAUCACGAAGGGAGACUGUCGCCUUGACAACGUGGAGGUUAGCUUCUGCAGGGGACGAUGUCUGUCCAGGACUGAUGUCAUCUUGGAGGAGCCCUACCUGAGGUCCGUGUGUGACUGUUGCAGUUAUCGUUUGGACCCCGACACACCUGUUCGCUUCCUCAACCUGCAGUGUGACAGCGGUGACAGCGAGCCGGUGGUCCUUCCCGUCAUACGCAGCUGUGAGUGCACCAGCUGCCAAGGAGGCGACCUGUCCAGGCGAUGAGCAUAAGUAUUAUUUUUAUGAUGUUAUUCAUUCACUUAGAUGUAUUGACAAAAAAACAAAAGAUUACGGUCAGACUACUUGUUCAAAAGCACACUUCAAACCAAACCUUUUUACUAUCAUGUAAAUCCAUUCAUAACUUCUCAACCUUUCUUCUUUUCUUUUAUAUCACAUUAAAGGAGCUUUCAUCUCUGAUCUAAAUACAGUAGAACCCGCUUAUGUCGACAGCACGUUUGUACAGUGGGGCAAAAAAGUAUUUAGUCAGCCACCGAUUGUGCAAGUUCUCCCACUUAAAAUGAUGACAGAGUUCUGUAAUUUUCAUCAUAGGUACACUUCAACUGUGAGAGACAUAAUGUGAAAAAAAAAUCCAGGAAUUCACAUUGUAGGAAUUGUAAAGAAUUUAUUUGUAAAUUAUGGUGGAAAAUAAGUAUUUGGUCAACCAUUCAAAGCUCUCACUGAUGGAAGGUUUUGGCGCAAAAUCUCACGAUACAUGGCACCAUUCAUUCUUUCCUUAACACAGAUCAAUCGUCCUGUCCCCUUAGCAGAAAAACAGCCCCAAAGCAGGAUGUUCCCACCCCCAUGCUUCACAGUAGGUAUGGUGUUCUUGGGAUGCAACUCAGUAUUCUUCUUCCUCCAAACACGACGAGUUGAGUUUAUACCAAAAAGUUAUAUUUUGGUUUCAUCUGACCACAUGACAUUCUCCCAAUCCUCUGCUGUAUCAUCCAUUUAUCCAUAUUAAGACAAAUAUGCACACAAAGAGGAAAAUCAUGUCAACACAAAAAAAUAUUCUACAAUCUCAAUAUAUCAUAGCGUAAGAUAAUGUGCAGAAAUGACUAGUUAGGUCAGUUUGUGGUUAUGUCCACAGCCACUUAAAUCCAGUCUGAGAAGCGUCGACACAAACGGUGUCCGCUGUACUUCUUCUUGUUCUUUGUUCUGUACAGACUUUUUCCCACUCCUUUUUUUGUACGGAAGACCUUAUGAUCUGUUCUGAAUAUGACUUUACUCCAUAUUUGGAGUAAACUCAAUUUACUCCAAAUCAUGUGCAAAUAACUAUGUGUGAUUACUCGUCAAGACAAAAAUAAACCCUGGUAUGCAAAAUCAA
Molecule: messenger RNA, 17572 nt
Organism: Nerophis ophidion (straightnose pipefish)
Lineage: Eukaryota; Metazoa; Chordata; Actinopteri; Syngnathiformes; Syngnathidae
Gene: sspo
Product: SCO-spondin
Cellular component (GO): extracellular matrix
Molecular function (GO): protein binding
Source: RefSeq, a predicted model, not a curated record